AAGGCGGCAAAGGCUUUCAUCUCGGGACUAACUCAGAUGCCUCCCCCCCUCCUCUCCUUACCCGAGUGAAAACGUCUCCCAGUCUCUCGUGCGGGACUACACGCAAGGAGGACGCGGACACGGACGCACACGGCGGAAACAUCUUCUUUCCUCUUUCGCUGCUUCUACUAAUUCCACAUCAGCAAAAACAGGAUUAUUAUUCUCAAUCGCCUUGUUUUGAUCGGUUUUAACCCUUAUUGGCGGUUUCCUUCAUGCAUCUGAGCGAAGCCUCGCUGUCCACUUGGCUGACCAUUGGGACAUGAGCACGUCGCCCUCGGCGUCUGUCCUGACGAAUCUCGGUGAGUUGAGCGCAGCCUGGGAGCAAGCCAGUCGUCGGGGAAGCAGCGGUAACGACGAGCCGGCCUCUUCUCUCUUCAUCCACAAGCAGCAGCAGCCGAGGCAGAAGCAACAACACUCGGCGCCGCCGUCAGACCCGCUACGGCAAGCCAAGCGACUCCCGGUGAAGGUUUUGAAAAUGCUCACCGCACGCUCGGGACACAUUUUGCACCCGGAGUAUCUGCAGCCUUUGCCCUCCACUCCCGUAAGCCCCAUCGAGCUGGAUGCCAAGAAGAGUCCCCUGGCUCUUCUGGCGCAGACGUGCUCCCAGAUCGGCAAGCCGGACCCGCCGCCCUCCUCCAAGCUCUCCUCGGUCGCCUCCAAUGGAUCUAGUGACAAGGAUUCUAAAUGCGGCCCGUUGAAGAUGAGCGACAUCGGCGCGGACGACAAGUCCAGCUUCAAGCCCUACUCCAAGCCGUCCGACAAGAAGGACUCGUCGGGCAGCGGCGGCGGAGGCGGCGGCGCGGACAAGUCUGGUUUCCGAGUGCCGAGCGCCACCUGUCAGCCGUUCACGCCGCGCACAGGCAGCCCCAACUCGAGCUCCUCCGCCUCCCCCAUGCCGGCGGAGGGCAAGUGCGGGGAGCGGGACGACAAGAAGGAGUCGGACUGCGGGAAAAGCGGCGCGGACGGCAGCUCGGCCACGUCAAGCCACAGCCGGAUAAGCGUGAGUUGCGGUGGGAUUAACGUGGAGGUUAACCAGCACCAGGAGACCACGCACGGCCCCAAGACUUCCACUUCCUCCUCGGCGUCUGAGUCCUCCCCGGUCACGUCCGUGUCCUCGGCGUCGGUGCUCGGCUCGGGGCUGGUGGCGCCCGUGUCUCCUUACAAGCCGGGCCAGACCGUGUUCCCGCUGCCCCCGGCUGGCAUGACGUAUCCGGGCGGCUUGGCCGGGGCCUACGCGGGCUACCCUCAGCACUUCAUGCCGCACGGGGGCAGCCUGGUGAACGCGCAGCUGGCCAGCUCGCUGGGUUGCAGCAAGGCCGGCUCCAGCCCUCUGGCCGGAGCCUCCCCGCCCUCUAUCAUGUCGGCCAGCCUGUGCAGAGACCCUUACUGCCUCAGCUACCACUGUGCCAGCCACUUGGCGGGCGCGGCCGGGGCGUCGUGUACGCACGACUCUGCGGCGGCUGCUGCUGCCGCGGCCAACGCGCUCAAGUCCAGCUACCCACUCAUGUACCCUACGCACCCCAUCCACGGAGUGCACUCGUCGGCCCCUUCGUUCAGCGGACACCCCCUGUACCCGUACGGUUUUAUGCUCCCCAACGACCCCCUGCCUCACGUGUGCAACUGGGUGUCGGCCAACGGACCGUGCGACAAGCGUUUCUCCACCUCGGAGGAGCUGCUCAACCACCUGAGGACACACACCGCUUUCACCGGAGCCGAAAAGCUCAUCUCCGGUUACCCGAGCUCCUCCUCUCUGGCCAGCGCGGCUGCUGCAGCCAUGGCCUGUCACAUGCACAUGCCGCCGUCUGGGGCCCCCGGCAGCCCCGGGACUUUGGCUCUGAGAAGCCCCCACCACGCAUUGGGACUCAGUAGCCGCUACCACCCGUACUCGAAGAGCCCGCUGCCCACCCCCGGAGCCCCCGUCCCUGUCCCCGCGGCCACCGGCCCGUACUACUCCCCUUACGCACUGUACGGCCAGAGACUCACGACAGCAUCCGCGCUUGGAUAUCAGUGAGCAGGGGAGAUUAAAAAAAAAAAAAAAAGACUGCAAAGUUUAUAAUACAAAGAAUGCAACUAUAAAGACUUUUAUAUGAACAUAUGGGCGGGAUCCGUGGACUUCAAACUGUAUUUAUUUAUACGUCUGCUUAAAAAAAAGCAGGCUGCAAAAUGGAACAUAUUUGAGCAAGUCAAGAAGUGCAUUAUGUGGAAACAUAAGUUUAGAGCUAAAGUGGAUCAGCGGAGCACACGCCGUUAGAACUAAUUCAAAGUAGGCUUCCUCAUUUCGAUGUUCAUUUCAAAAUUGCUAUGAUUGUAUUUGUUCUUAUUUAAAAGGAAAAAAAAACAAAAUGUCUCAACGAGAAAAGAAAAAUAAUUUACAUGCAUGUUUUUUUUGUUUGUUUUGUUUCUUAAAAUUCAGAAAUCGUCCACAUUUGAAAUUGCCGUUAUUUUUCAGGUGUUUACCAUGGGAAGAGAAUUGGUAUUUUUUUGUAUGUAUUCUUGGGGGAAUAAGAAACAAUUCUGUUACAUA
Molecule: messenger RNA, 2563 nt
Organism: Hippocampus comes (tiger tail seahorse)
Lineage: Eukaryota; Metazoa; Chordata; Actinopteri; Syngnathiformes; Syngnathidae
Product: zinc finger protein 503
Exons: 2
Coding region: 299-2050 (583 amino acids)
Biological process (GO): negative regulation of DNA-templated transcription
Cellular component (GO): nucleus
Source: RefSeq, a predicted model, not a curated record